Molecule: messenger RNA, 2040 nt
Organism: Anopheles maculipalpis
Lineage: Eukaryota; Metazoa; Arthropoda; Insecta; Diptera; Culicidae
Exons: 3
Coding region: 1-2040 (679 amino acids)
Source: RefSeq, a predicted model, not a curated record
AUGGCUACCGUUGCGACCGGAUCCGCUGGAUCCCUCGUGGACCCUAGCGGUGGUCCACCGGCCAGUCAAAAGCAGCGCAAGAAGGGAAAAUUUCGGCUCAAGGAACGGUCCUCCUCCUCGGUGCGGGAAAAGUUCAUCAACGAUCCAGCGUACACGGAGGAUGUCCGCCAUCUGGCAUUGCCCAUGCGCCGAAACAGUGGCCCCGAACACGACCCUGGCCGUAAGUUUUACAUGAUAUCGAAGAAAAAGUCCAACUCGGUCGGCAAGGACUACUCGCGAGGCUCCGGCAGUCUGCAGAUUGGAGGAGGAGGAGGUGGCGGCGGCGGCGGCGGUGGUGGUGGUGCUAGUGGCUCGAGCGAGUUCUACACGCUGGACGUGGAAUCAAUUCGCCGGGCGGGGCUGAACGUGCCGGAGCUAAAGCCGAGAAGAAAGAAGUACAACCACCACAGCAGUGCGGAACUGCUGAAUCGUCUACUCAACACAGACGAAUCGAGCAGUUCGGACGGAGUGCUACCAAAAGCUGGCUACACUACGGCCACACUAGACCGGGGACGUGGCCGUAGCUUGGACCGAAGAAGCUACACAACUAGCGACGAACGGUUCGGUACCACACGAGGGCUUUCGAUUAGUCGUGCGGGUGAGGAAGACAGUCUCGGCAGGGAUGCUGGACGUCAGCAACAACAGCUACAGCGAGGACGUAAAAGCCGCAAUACUGGUUCGCGAAGGGAAAACUCCGAGCAAGACACCGGUGCUCCUGCACCGGAUGGCAACACAGCAGCAGCUCCCUCGGCGGGAGAUAUCUUUGCCGAAGAUAUCAUGGUAAAGGGCGGUGACCGAGAGUCUGGCAGUUCGAAAGGGGGACGCUUCCAGAUAGGAAAACGAUUUCUGAAAGGGGAAAUCGGCAUCAAAAGCUUCAACUACUACCUACUGAAGGAGGGCCUCAAAUCUUCCAAGAAAAGUCUGCUAAAGCAGCGUUCGGCACCGGUAGCCGCUGCGAGUUCGGUGGACGUACCACUGCCCGAACCACCACAGUCGAUGGAAUUGAUCAGCCCGGAAUCGGAAGCCGGCUCUAGGAUGGUGGAAAAGGGCGAGGAAAACAUAUACGAAGAAAUUUACUUUGAAGAUAAACCGAAACGGCCACCCGAGGAGUGUUCCAGGGAGGGCGUUCAAUUGUCGGAAUGUCAGGACGCUAGUAAUGAGAAAAUACAAUUUAUUGACUGUGAACUGUGUGUGCAGCAGUGUAGCAAUGCGAACUGCGAUGUGUGUCAUGGGCUGGGAGCACAGCAUACCGCCCAACAGCAUGAGCACCAUCAUCAUCAGCUACAGCAGCAAAGGCAAGCCGAACAGAAGCAGCAAAACAUCUACGAACAGCUAAAGCAACAUGGCUCGGGAGGAUCUUCCGGUGGGAGUGGCCAGUCUGGUGGUGUGUAUUCCAAAACCGCCACCAAAUCGUUGGACAUUGAUGAGCAGAUUUAUCAAAGACAAAAGCUGCAACAUCAACAACAGCAGCAGCAGCAUGAGCAGCAGGUGCAAGAUCAGCUAAUGCAGCAACAUUCGAAGCAGCAGUCAGAUAGCCACACUAGAAGCAUGGGAAAUUUGGUGGAUGAAUCAUCGAUGUACGCCAGUGAGAAUGUGCUGCAAUACCAGUCGUACAAUCCCAGUAAUCCUAACGUGUACAAGCUGGAAACAACACCCGUGGCAUUCAGCUGUGACUAUAGUCCGCUUCAGCAAAUUUAUUACAAACAGCAACCGGCACCGCUUACCAAUACAGGCGAUACAUCAGCAAGCAAUAAUGCACGGCAGCACAUCUACCAAAGACCCCAUCAGCCAGGCGGUACUCUUUCGUCCGGUUCUGACUACUACCAGGAGUUAAACCAUAAAAAAUCCUCCUCAUCGAGUGAUUCCCUACAGCAGCAACAGCGUCGUCUACAAGGUUCUAAUGCUGGGAUCUAUUAUCAACGAGCGGCUGCAGCAUUGAGCGAUGAUCAACACCGCAGUCUAAUGAGCUCUAGUGCUGGUGCUAAAAUCUACAAACCGUAA